AUGGAGAGUUUUGGAGCAAGCAAACUUGACCCGGAACCUCAUUCCGGUUAUCUUAGCUGGCUUCAACUUGACAAGCAUGAUGACCCGAUGAGAGAUUUUUCUGCCCACACACACCGAAGAAGUAACAAAGACCACUUUGUUCGAGUGGUAGAUGGCGAUAUGGGUUACAAUGUACUGGAGGAGACGGAUGCGACCGAGUCCACUGCAGAAGAACUCGAGCAAGUGGUCUUAUUCGAAAAAUUUCUAGAAAUGAAGUUUCAUUUGGGAACAUGGUUCAAUCCCGAACUCGGGAAUGUCCUCCACAAGCCUGAGUUGUCAGGUCGUUUGGCUAAAUGGGCGGUCGAAAUCAGUAGGUUUAACAUUGAGUACAAACCUAGGACUGCGAUCAAUUCACAAGUUUUAGUCGACUUUGUGGCCGAUUUCAGUCCUGGAUUAAUUCCCUUGGCUGCUAAGGAAGUAGUGCUGGUGUUGGAAAUGGGGGUUUGGACCUUAUUUACGGAUGGAGCUUCUAAUAUAAAAGGAUCCGGUCUCGGGAUAGUUCUAGUCACGCCCUCGGGCAAAACUCUAAGGCAGGCCAUUAAAACUGUUCCGUUAACUAACAAUAAAGCUGAGUAUGAGGCUUUGGUUGCAGGACUUGAACUAGCCCGAGGACUCGACUACGAGGUCAUCACGAUAAAGUGUGAUUCCCAACUAGUAGUAAACCAAGUAUACGGGAUUUUUGACAUAAAGGACGAGCACAUGCAACAAUACGUGAACAAGGUUCAGGCACUGCUUACGCAAUUUAAAGAAUGGUCGAUUAUACGUAUUCCAAGGGAAGAAAAUGUGGAAGCAGAUGCAUUGGCUAAUUUGGGUUCAUCUACGAAGAUGAAAGGAUUUGGCUCUAGUACUUUCGUUCAAUUUCUACAUUCAAUAUUGGAUGUGGAUGGUUACUACGAAGUCAAUUCAACCAACCUUGUUUGGGACUGGAGGAAUGAGUUCGUCGAAUACCUUCGUCAUGGCAGAUUACCCGAAGACCCGAAGGCGUCCCGGGCACUACGAACCAAAGCAACUUGUUACUGCCUUGUGGAUGGGCAAUUAUACAGAAGAUAA
Messenger RNA from Nicotiana tabacum (common tobacco), 1089 nucleotides. The record is from RefSeq and is a predicted model, not a curated record. Lineage: Eukaryota; Viridiplantae; Streptophyta; Magnoliopsida; Solanales; Solanaceae.